AUGGCUCGCAAACUCUGCCCGGCAUGCGAGAGCAUUGACCUCGGCGCCUUCUUCUCGGCCGAAAUCAACGAGCGCUACCUCGGCGAGCUGUAUAUGUUUCGGGACCAAAGCUGUCCAUUCUGCCGGCUCAUCUCUGAGGCCGUCUGUAGCAUCUUGGGGGAGAAUGGCUCAAAGAGCCUAUACGCCUCCUCUCCCACUGCCUGCAGGCUGUAUGCGCAGAGCCGCAGCGCCCUGACGGUCGUCGGCACGGUCGCGAGCCGUCCGUGGUGGGCCAAGCACCCGCAACCACGUCUGUUGUUGGCUGUGGACAGGCAGCUGUUGCUGCCAUUGCUGCCGCUGGCGAAGUCGGAAGAGGGAUUGGUUCGUCUGAGCCGACCGGUAAUCCGCGAGGUUGAUAACGUCUCUCGCCGCUUUCUCGUAGGAGAGUUCGAGAGGGUGCCGGUAGAGGGAGGGGAAGAGGAAGAAGAAGAGGAGGGAGACGAGGAGGGGGACAACACCAAAUUUCCUCUAUGCCGCUACGCGCGGCGUCGUCAAGUGGAGGACAUGGUGGACACGGACUUGGUCAAAAGCUGGAUAGAGGAGUGUCAGGCGUACAAUGAGACUCCCAAGGCGAGGGAAAGCCACCAAUCUGCCACAAACCUUCUAACGCCUGACCACCCCUUCCGGCUGAUGGACAUCGAGGCAGAGUGUCUUGUAUACAAGAAGGAACCUUGCCGGUACACCACCUUGCCGUAUGUUUGGGGGGACGGGCCGACCUUGCUGAGGCCUGGUGACGGCAAGGAAAUCCCGAUCGCCCUUCUACUGAAACGGAACCGCUGCAGCUUGGAAGAGGUCGGUGGUCUGUCCGAGCAGAGGCUCAGCAGCUGGGACACCGGCAGAAUCCCGCAGACCGUCCGCGACGCUAUGGUGGUGACGAGGGCCGUAGGGAUCAAGUAUCUGUGGGUGGACUCGCUGUGCAUCCUGCAGGAUUGCAGUGACGAGAAGCAUCACCUGAUCGGGCGCAUGGACGACGUGUAUGACGAGGCUGUCGUGACCCUGGUGAUGGCGACAGGAGCGGCAGACGUCAACACAGGCCUCCCGGGCGUCAGCCGUCCUCGCUCCAGCAUCCCGCUGCAGCCGACGCGCAUGAUCGUGGACGUGGACGACAGUAGUCCGGGCACGGAGCUGGCCCUCUGCCCGGUGCUACCGUCGCUGCCGGAGCUCGUGCGGAAAUCGAAGUGGAGCACGCGGGGGUGGACCUUCCAGGAGCAGGCGCUGUCACGGCGGUGUAUGUACUUUACCGAUUCCGAGGUCUUCUUCAGCUGCAGGGCAUGGCAGAGGCGCGAAGGCUAUGACUGGGGCGGCAUCGGGGUUGUUUCCCGGGCUGCCAAGGUCACCAUCCGCACCGGGCCCGCCUGGUGGACCGGCAAGCUGAGAAUGGAUCCCGACCCAACCCCUCACCGGUAUCUCGGCGACGUCAGCCGACUCUUGGCAUCGACGUCGGAAUCGGCACCGACAUCGGCACCGGCCUCGGUCGGACUGCAGGAGUACCAGAGAGCGGUGCAGGACUACAGCCGGCGGGGCUUAUCAUACCCAGAAGACGUGCUGAACGCUUUCAAGGGCGUGCUGAAUCGCUUCAAGCUUCCACCAGAGCAGGUCGGCAGCAGCUCUGCCAUGGACCUGGACGCAUGCGACUCUCAAGGACUGCCUCUCUCGCGCUUCUUUGAUCGGCGCUCCUCUGGUUCCCCGGCGACGGCGCGCGGGAGCAGACGAACCUGGCUUUUUGGAGCAACGCCCCCGUCGGCAAAAACAAGCUCAGGCUCGGGUGCAGGCACGCAUUUCACAUACGGCUGGCCUAGUUCCGCAUCGCCGUAUGCCAGCAACUACGUCGCGGCCUGGAUGGCCAUCGACAUGAACAUGCUGCCGGCCUGCGAUUCUGAGCAAGCCUCCAAGAAUCUACAGCCGGGCCAGCUCGGUUUCUCGGCCGCCUAUCUGCCCGGAGAUCAAUUCUGGAUACGACCGGAUGAAACCCUGCGGCACGCUUGUGCGCUUGACCUCGUCAGAGACGGUGCUGCUUCUCCUUGCCACCACGGCCAGUUUAGGUAUGACAGUGGUGCGACACGCAGCGGCGGAAGCCAGCAGACUGUUGACGAGCUUGUCGCUAUUGUCGCCGGCGACACCAUCACAAAACCGCCUGACCGCAUGGCCCUUUUUUCGGAUUGGCCAAGAGGCCGGGCGAAAGCGUCUCUUGCAGGGUCGGAGUCGGCUAUAUAUACUACCCCCGAGGCGGAGAUGUGGAGAGGCCUAAAUGGAGUUGCUGAGGAGGGUGAUGAGGCGCUUGAUGUGUGGUUCUGA
This is a messenger RNA of Grosmannia clavigera kw1407, 2334 nucleotides long. Its product is annotated as heterokaryon incompatibility protein. NCBI's taxonomy places the organism in Eukaryota, Fungi, Ascomycota, Sordariomycetes, Ophiostomatales, Ophiostomataceae. The transcript is spliced from 3 exons. The record is from RefSeq and is a predicted model, not a curated record. The coding region runs from base 1 to 2334 and encodes 777 amino acids.